Molecule: messenger RNA, 2652 nt
Organism: Cuscuta campestris
Lineage: Eukaryota; Viridiplantae; Streptophyta; Magnoliopsida; Solanales; Convolvulaceae
Source: the annotation of a GenBank genome assembly
CGCAUUAUUAUACUUCAAAAAUGUUUAAUUUGGGAUAUACCAAGUUGUACCCACAACUUAUUGCCGAAAAACGUUGUUUUCAAUCCGGGACAAUCCCAUCCAGCGCGCCUUAAUUUUCAUAAGACUUAACGUGCAAAAUUUCCUAAUUAUACGCAUGCAGGAUUUAAAAUUAAAAAAAAAUCGUGGGUAGAAGAAAUAGGGGUUGCAGAGAGAAACUGAUCGAUCGAUGGAGGAUAUAUACAUCGAGAAGCAUCUUCUCACCCAUGCCAACAAUAUGAUCCAAUUGGAGGGUGGAGUAGCAAGUUCAAAUACGAGUAGGGGACAAAUCCCUGAUGGCGGAGGAGACGAGAAACAGAAUAAAAGUGCUGUCAUCAUACUAAACCCUGAAUUCGAACAAGGCCUGAAUAACUGGACAGGAAGAGGGUGCGACAUCCUUCUCCGCGACUCCAUGGACGACGGAAAGACCGUUUCGCCCUCGGGAAAGGCUUUCGCAUGCGCUGCCAAUAGAACACAGGACUGGAAUGGCAUUCAGCAGGACAUCUCAGGUAGAGCCCAACGAAAGCUCGAGUACGAGGCCACCGCCACGGUCCGCAUCCACGGGACGGCAAACGUUUCAGACACCGCCCAAGUCCGUGCAACGUUGUGGCUCCAGUACCCUGAUCUUCCAGAACAGUACAUUGGCAUUGCCAGAGUGGAAGCAAAAGCCCAGGAAUGGACGCAAUUACAAGGGAAGUUUCUUAUUCAUGGUUCUCCUUCAAAGGUUGUUAUAUUUUUGGAAGGACCGCCUCCUGGUAUUGACAUUCUCAUUAGUUCUUUCGACGUAAAACAUGCUCCUAAAGUGCCCCCAUCUCCUCCCCCACUCAUCGAGAACCCUGGCUAUGGUGUCAAUAUCAUUACAAAUAGCAACCUCAACGAUGGGACAAACGGGUGGUAUUCACUUGGCAAUUCCACCAUGACUUCUGCACCUGGCUCACCUCGUAUACUGCCGCCCAUGGCUAGAGACUCCCUAGGACCACAUUCUUUGAGCGGACGAUAUAUUCUCGUGACCAACCGCACCCAGUCAUGGAUGGGUCCCGCCCAGGACAUCACGAGCAAAGUCAAACCGUUUUUGACGUACCAAGUGUCCGCAUGGGUCAAAACAGGAAACAACGCAACUGGCCCUCCUCAAAUGGCGAACGUCGCCGUCAGUGUGGACGGCCAAUGGGUGAACGGCGGCCAAGUGGAGAUCACCGAUGAUUACAGGUGGCAUGAGAUCGGCGGUGCUUUCAGAGUCGAGAAGCAACCGACGGCUAAGAUCGUCGCUUAUAUCCAAGGCCCCUCUCCUGGCGUUGAUUUGAUGGUCGCCGGGCUUCAGAUAUUCGCAGUUGACCGAAAGGCUCGAUUUAAAGAUCUAAAGACACAAACUGAUAAGAUACGCAAGCGUGACGUCGUCCUGAAAUUCUCUGGAUUGGGUUCAUCUGGCACUUCGGUCAAAAUAAGACAAACCCAUAACAGCUUCCCGUUCGGGUCAUGCAUAAGCCGAUCAGAAAUAGACAACGAAGACUUGACUUCAUUUUUCGUGAAGAACUUCAACUGGGCCGUGUUUGAGAACGAGCUCAAGUGGUACUCCACGGAGCCGCAACGGGGGAAGCUCAACUACAAAGACGCCGACGAGUUGCUCGACUUUUGCACGAAAAACAACCUUCAAGCCCGCGGGCAUUGCAUCUUCUGGGAGGUUGAAGCCGCGGUCCAGCAGUGGGUCCGGUCUUUGACCGAACCCGACAUGCUGGCUGCGGUCCAGAGCCGUUUGACCGGCUUGUUGACUCGGUACAAGGGCAAGUUCCCGCACUACGACGUGAACAACGAGAUGUUGCACGGCUCGUUCUACCAAGACCAUCUAGGCAAGGACAUAAGGGCAAACAUGUUCAAAACCGCCCACCAGCUCGACCCCUCUGCGGUCCUGUUCGUCAACGAUUACCACGUGGAGGACUGCGCGGACCCGCGCUCGUCCCCUGAGAAGUACAUUGACCAUAUUCUUGAUCUGGUGCGCCAGGGGGCGCCCGUGGGUGGUGUGGGCAUCCAAGGACACGUGAACAGCCCAGUGGGCCCUAUUGUUUCUUCUGCACUGGAUAAGAUGGGGACCCUCGGGCUCCCCAUCUGGUUCACCGAAGUGGACGUCUCUUCGGUGAACGAACACGUCAGGGCGGAUGAUAUCGAGGUCAUGAUUCGGGAAUGUUUUGCUCACCCCGCGGUGGAAGGGAUAACGCUGUGGGGGUUUUGGGAGCUGAACAUGAGCCGGGAAAACGCGUAUUUGGUGAACGCGGAGGGAGGCGUGAACGAAGCUGGGAAGAGAUUACUUGGUUUGAAACAAGAAUGGCUGACAAACUGCUAUGGUCGUGUGGAUGACAAAGAUGAGCAGUAUUGCUUUAGAGGGUUCCAUGGGUCUUAUGAAAUGGAAGUCAUCACUGCUUCCUCAAAGAGAAUCACAAAGACAUUUGUGGUGGAGAAGGGUGAAGAUCCGCUGGUCAUCUCCGUUGAUCUAUUAUAAAUUCACAGAAUAUGGAGUAUCAUUCAUUGUAUAAGUGUACAUAUAAAUAUUUCCUUAAGACUUUUUUUGAGUGCUAAAUAUUUCAUUAUUGUUGAACAUGUGAUUAAUAUAUAACUGAUUAACAG